AUGUUGGAAACAGAUCAACUAGAAAGAGCAGAACAAUUCUAUCAAGCAGCUAUUGAAAAAGUAACUGAAUGGAAAGAUCAAGUAACAAUAUUACAUCAACUCGGGAUUCUCUAUGAUGUACAAGAUGAUUUAGACGAAGCACUAGUUCGAUUUCAUCGUUCUCUUGAAAUCUAUCAAAAAAAUGUAUCUGAAAAUGAUUCAAUGCUUACAUGGACAUACAAUGUUAUUGGACUAAUCUACAACAAGCAACAAAAGUUUGAUCUUUCUCUAGAAUAUUUUAAUCAUGCACUUCGUAAUGAACUCACUAUGCUUCAACCUAAUGAAGAAAGUAUUGCUCGUUGUUACAAUAAUAUAGCUAGCGUCUAUGCUGAUCAAGAUAAGUAUCCAGAUGCUCUAAUUUACUAUCGUCGUGAGCUUGAUAUUCAGCAAAAGAUACUUUCUUCAUCUCAUCCUUCAAUUGCUGUCUCUUAUAGUAAUAUCGCAUACAUUCUUUACUGUUUAAAUCGAUACACUGAAGCUGUUGAAUAUCAACAAAAGGCGAUCGAUAUCGAUCUUCAAUCAUUGCCUCCAGAACAUACACAGACAAAACAGCAUAAGGAUCUACUCAUAGCUUAUCAAAAAUUGACACACGUCAAAAAUAUUCAUGGUGAAUCAAAAUCUUGA
This is a messenger RNA of Rotaria sordida, 663 nucleotides long. NCBI's taxonomy places the organism in Eukaryota, Metazoa, Rotifera, Eurotatoria, Philodinida, Philodinidae. The record is from the annotation of a GenBank genome assembly.